This is a messenger RNA of Candidozyma auris, 531 nucleotides long. RefSeq lists its product as uncharacterized. The transcript has a single exon. Bases 1 to 531 code for a protein of 176 amino acids. NCBI's taxonomy places the organism in Eukaryota, Fungi, Ascomycota, Pichiomycetes, Serinales, Metschnikowiaceae. The record is from RefSeq and is a predicted model, not a curated record.
AUGAACUUCCCUCCAACGGAGAUCCAACAAUUGGUAGAGGAGAUCGCUGCCAUUUUGCGGUCGAAAAAUCAAACUCUAGCCAUCUCAGAAGCCGCUUGUGGUGGCCUUCUUUCUGCCUAUCUUGUAUCUGUUCCAGGCGCUUCAGACUUCUACAUUGGCGGUAAGCUCGUGUACUCUGUUCGCCAGCGAUUGAGGCUUUCUGGAUGGUCAAAAGAGGAUAUUGGUAAUUAUGUGGGUCCUUCCACACAAGUUGCAUUGAAAUUAGCUCGUACAACAAAGUACGACUUGGGAUCAACCUACGUUCUUUCAGAAACGGGGUUUGCAGGCCCUACCACAGAUUUGCAUCUCCAAACAAACCAGAAUCUGGACGCUGGCGUGGGCACAGUGUACUUUGGUGUGAGCGGGCCCAAAGGAGAGCACACAUUGAGUUGUGAGACAGGAAUUUCGGAGAGAUCUAAAAACAUGACAGAGUUUGCCCGUUUGGGCUUGAAGUUCUUGUUGGAAACGCUAAAGGAAGAGACGAGCGACUAA